UUAACUGGCUUUAUUAGAGUUGCAAAAGACAGUAUUAUUCAGUUACAAGUUUCUGGCAGCCUCCUUCCGUUACACACAGGGGUUCAAAGCAUGUUAGAUAGCUAAUUAGCACAGGAGGUCCUUCUGUCUUCCGUAAACAUGUGCUGUAACAUGGAGAUAUGGGCUGCGUUUCAAACUCAUAAAAGACUUACCCUCGCCUUAUGCUCCUGGGGGAAUCCCCGUGGCCAUCUUUGCCGUUGGUCCAAAUUAUUAGUCAAGCAAGGGAAGUUGGCAACGUAAGCCCCUCAGCCCUCGUUUUUGAUAGAGUUUGCGAGUGUACAACUAUGUUCACUCCGGGCCUGAAACGCCCCAAUAAUUCAAUUCACGAUGAUUGUACACCCACUAAGAAAAGUCUGCCAAAACUUAAAUAAUAUGUCCAUUAAUAUGGAGAAGUCAACAUACAAGUUGUCUUGUUUUGCACACUUUGUACAAAAUAAUAAAAUGCAGUACUACAGGAUAUUUCUAAACGUAGCUCUUUAUUAGCUAGCUAUAACUGGCAUGUUCAAUUUGUAAGUCGCUCUGGAUAAGAGCGUCUGCUAAAUGACUUAAAUGUAAUGUAAAUGUUCACGUAUUGCCAACCAGGAUCAAACUGACCAUGACCUAACCAUUUGUGUGGUCUUAACCAAUCAUAGCACAAUAUGAUAUGGUGGUAAACUGCAUCCAAUUACAAUUCAGUAUGUUUACACAUAUGAAUAUUACACAAGUGUAAGUAAAAAAAUAAUGCAAAUAAGUUUGAAAUUGUCCUACUAAUGCACUUAAGGGCUCAAAUACCUAUCAUAUCAGUAAUUAUGUUUUGUUUGGUUAGCUUUUGAAAACGUUAACUUGCGCACAUAACUUUCCCUGAAAUCACAUACAUUGUCAUUUUCGAUUUACCUUACCUUACGUAUUAGGAUGGCUAACAUUCGAUGUCUACGGAUGCAUUGUCUUCUAGCCAAGAUAUGAAAUGCAAUCAUAAUUGACUUUAGCGCAUAUAAGGCACACACAACAAUUACCAUGAUGACUGAAAACACAACGGUGGGAUGAAUGAGUGACACAUUUCCAGGCAAGAGGGGCCCAUUUAAAAUGAAUUAAUUCUUCCCUCGCCCCUUUCUCUGCAAGUGUCAACUCGUCAGACGUCAUGACACAACAUCAGAAGUGUCCACUUAAUUUGAGGGCUGAGGGGAGAGCGUGUGUAUUUGAAGUGUUUGGAAUGCAGCCAUUGCCGUGUGGGAACACUAAUCCUAACCCUAUAAAGGCCUGUUUUAACCUUGUAUUAUUUUUGCUGAUAUGAAACUUGCAUUCCUUAUGUUUCCAAAACCAUACCGCAAGCGAUACGUGUAGACGUUUAGAGCUAACAUCAAUUCUAUCAUUAAUAGGCGGUAGUUAACGUCUAUGAAUGGGGUAGGGCACCCAUACGGCUGGGGAUACGAGGUGCUCUGUGAGAGAGACGAGUUUGAGUGGGGCAGAAAGUUUCCUAUGCUGAGGCAGUGAAGAGAGUAGAGGAUAGCCCAAGGGUAAGUGAUUUGACUGGGAGCCCCCAGUGAGUAGGCCUGAAGAGAGCAAUCCAGGAUGAGAUUUAGUGAGGUAGUAUUUAUUGCUCUUAUUGCUAUGGUUAUUAAUUGUCUGCACUGAUGGAGCGUAAAUCCCAUAAAAUAGAUGUGGUAGUGGCAGCAGCUGUUGGCCUGGAGUAGGAUCUGGUAGGGCUGAAGCAUUGGUUUAUUGUUGUAUAUGUGUAGAGUUAGAUAGUGGUGCGAUUUAUUUUCCACCCAUCUUUUCUGUGGCAUAAUGUGCAAUUCAUACUCCGACCUGUAAAAGACAGCAAGACAGUGUCAAUUCUGCCUGCCGGAAACUCACAGGAAGAAGUAAGGGACAUUUUAAUAUUUACCUUACUGAGUCUUUGGAAUAAAGUUAUUUAUUAUUUUCUAUUCUAACACACUGUUAUUUGUAAGCAAGUCUGAAAGAUACUGAUCAGAGGAGAUUUUAUGUGUAACGUAAUAAGGAGUACCGUAAUUCAAAGGUCAGCGCGCAUUCCCUUUUCAUUUAAACACACCCUUUAAGCUAUGACGCCAACAAAUAAGAUUCCUUUCUCUUCUGUGUAAACGGAAGUGAACAGGUGACUUAGAACCAUUUCCAAGCUAACGUUUUUAUUGUUAUUAUUUGGACGUUUAUUAACGCAAUGGAACCUUAAAAUAUGAUCCAUUUAACUGCACAGCAUCACAUACUUACCUCAUGUAGUCUUUAAUUCGCGUUGGAGAUAGGACUUGAUAUAUGUUAUCUAGGUAAUGCUAGCUAGCUGCAAAAGUUAGCAAACAAUGGCUAACUGUAUGGUUUUUCACACUCAAAUAGCCUCCAUCAUGGAGGUGCUAGCGAAUGCAGCAGUGGCAGAGAUCUGUAAAAUCGUAGACGACGACUACGCAGUGUUUCGUUUGGAAAUUUCUCAAAGCCAGAAAGAAAACAGGGGAUUGCGGAGGAAGCUACAGCUUUUGGAACUAAAGGUGUCACGGGAGCGCGCAGAGAGGACAAUUCGAGAGCGCGUCCUCGCCAGUCGUCCCAGUAGUGUCAAGAUCCUCGACCGAUACAGAGGAAUGGAAAGAGGUGAAGGACAUCUUACUGGAGGCCACAGGGGCGUUGUGAAGCCAGCGGGACACAACUCGUGGAGAGAUGACCAACCCAUAUCUAUAGAUGAGGGUUGUGGAACCUCAACCCAGCAUGUUAUCGUAAUAGAGUCUGCAGAUGCAGAGACUGCAGGUCCUGGAGAAUCGUCUCUCGUCAAGCAGGAGAGGACUGAAGGAGAUGACCCACGACACAGCAGAGACAUCCAGACUGGUGUAGUGGCUGGAGUGGUGCCCCCUUUAGCCACGGAGGACCCUGCUGCCCCGACCCAGCCUAAGAACCGAUGCAGCAUCAUGGAGGAAGAGGAGGGUCCAGAGGUGCUGCUGCUGAAGGAGGAGGGGUGUGAGGAGGGUCUGAGGAACCCUGAGGGGACCAUGGUCAUGGAGGACAACCAGACUACACCUCCUCCUGAACCCACAGAGGAACCAGCUGAGCAGCACAGGACCACACACAAUCUCACUGAGUCAGUAGACAUGGAGGAUGGGAAGCCUGAUCUGCUGCUGGUCAAAGAAGAGACAAUGAAGGACGGACCAGAGAGCAUUGACCUGCGGAGUGGACGAAAGAUGGGGGAGCAAGGUGGUUGGCUGGAGGCAAACAGAGGAGACUGGGUGGCCAUCUUGGAUUCCCAGACUCUGACCGUUGCAGCAAAGGGCCCAGGGGACAACGUCACUGAACAGGCCAGGACCAGAAGCGACAUAGUGGAGUCUGCAGUCAAUGAGGACUUGUUGAUAUCCAGUGUUGCAGGUGGGAGAGACUGGACCUCUGAGGUGGCUGGUCACAAACCCUGGCCCCGGAUCAGGAUCAUGGAUCAGGAGCCGCCGCUCUUCCUUCCUGAGUCUGAUCCGCGACAGAGAAUCCACCACCACACAGAACACAACCAGUGGACAGGUGGACUGAACAAUCUCAGUCCUGGUGGUCAUCAGAGAGACCGUGGCUCCAGUCAGGGAUCCAGUCUGCAGCCCAGACCCUUCUCUUCACAGUCUCAGUGCAGGGAUGAAGCAGGGCCUGAGGCUGAUAGAGAUGGACCCUCCUGUUCCUAUGAUACAAACACUGCAGUAUCCAUGAUGAACAGAGCAGGUCACCCUGGGCUUCAGCCUUCAGAGAGAGUGGUGGGAGAUUCCCCUGAUGGAAAUCUAACAGGACAUAUGUCUUCUCUUUCAGGGUCUCAUCUAAUGCCUAGUGACUGGGUUCAUAAAAGGCCUGGACCUGGGUCUAGUCUUCCUCAGCUACCUCAUCGUUACCCUACCAACACAACACACAAUCCCAACAACACCCAAACAAUGGCUAGAGGUCAAGGAGAGAGCUCAAACACUAACCACAUGAGGGUGGUGGCUCCUACUUCUACCUCCUCUGGUGUCAUUGGGUCACAAUGUGGGAGGCUGAGUAUUAGGACGGAUGCCGACAAGCCGUACGCCUGCCCCACAUGUGGGAAGCGCUUCGCUCAGGCGAAUUAUGUGAAGAUGCAUCAGACCGUCCACACCAAGGAGAAGCCCUUCAAGUGCAAACUAUGUUACAAGAGCUUCUCCUUCCUGACUAACCUUACCAGACAUAAGAGUGUCCACAAUGGGGAGAAAUCGUAGCAGUGUGGUUUUAGAUGUACACAGAGGAUAUCUGGAAACUAUUCUUUAGCUGACAUAUUAUCGCUAUCUUGUGAAGUGUCUUGGGGUAAGUCCCUCAGUUCAGUGGCGACCCCAGACAUUUUUCAUAGGGGUGGCCAGAUGGGGCCACUGAAAAUAUUGGGGUGGCAGACCAAAACCAAAAGCCUUAACUGAAUUUCAGGAAUUCUAUUAUGCUGUUGUAGUAUAUAGGCAAGUUGAAAACGAUGUCAAAAUGAGAGUUAAAGAAUCGCAUACGGAUAUACUUUGGUUUCUUAUUUUACAGUUAAUGUUACUAUUUAUCUGAUGUGCAUAGACUAAUACCGGUACAAUUAACAUUUUGAGUUCCACAACAAUCCUGUUUUAAUGUGUCAUGUAUCUGUAUAUACAUGUGUUUAGGCGAUUCACUGUUCAUCAAAUAGGCUUGUUGUCCUUUUCCUUAAAAAGACAAAUAUAAAGCUUUAAUUUGAAGGAGUACAUUGAUUGUAAGGAACAAUACAUUUACUGGGAACAAGUCUUCUCGAGUUUAAAAACACCACACAGAGGCCUCCAAUUAUAUUUAAUACAGCUUUAUUUGGCUGUUGCUGUGUCUUUUUGUAAACGAAAAUAUUAUAUAUGUCCCAAAAUGAAAAACAAAAGCAUAAUCACGGACAAUAUACAUUUUACUAUAGCCUACUCACAACCUAUUCAUAUCCCUGCUUUAUUAGGCUACAUUCUUUUCAGUACAGCUUUAUUCGCCUGUUGCUGUGUCUUUUGGCAAACACAUUUACAAAAUCAUCAAGAUUUAUGGCACUAGCCCUUCUUGACUCUACACUUAAUCAAGACUGUCUUGAGAAAUACAAUGAGUGACGAGCGAUUGAGCAAUUUGGGGGUGUUAACUUUAGCACAGCAGAACGGCGCUCACAUGCUGAUUCAAGGCUUGUAUCCCUUGCAUUAUGACCAAUUUUCUUCAGAAAAUCUUGUCUUCACCUCAGAGAGAAGCACAUCAAGAAUUGGAAUGAAUGAACCUGCCCGAAAUGACUCCUUAUCUGUGUUGACCUGUCUUUGAACUAUUGGAGUGGAAAUGUAAUACCCUUGAUGUGCCCGAGUUGAAUUGUGGGGACUGUAAUAUAUCUGACAGAUGUUUUAUCUCACCAAAAACAUUGGUGAAUGUUAAGGAAUAAGGAGGCCAACAAACUUUAGAUAUAUUUGGGCUAAUAGACCUCUUGCCUCUACAGCUCUGUCACCAUUUCUCUCUUCAGAUAUUUCUUUCAGUAGACGUAUGAUGGCUGGCAGUCUGUCCCUCACGGUCUUGCAAGCAUUGUACCUACAUGCCCACCGUGUCUCUAUCAGCUGUUGUAACUCUCUCGGGGCCCCCUGAAACAUCUCCCUUUGUACCUCUAGCCACCUUUGGUGCACAUAUGACCCUGACACAAAGACAUACAGUUUCUGCAAAAUAGAAAAGAAACAAUAGGCUUCAGGGAUGCAUUUUACACUGUCAACUAAUACUACAUUUAAGCAAUGUGCAUUUCAGUGAACAUAAAAAGCUAAUGGGGCCUCUGAUUUAAUGCGUGCUUGCACACCUGUGUCCUUUCCACUCAUGACAGAGGCACCAUCAUAUUCUUGCCCUACUAGGUGGUUUCUGUAGUCAAGGCCAUACUUCUGCAGUAUUUGUACAAUUUUCUGUGAAAGUGCUGUAGCAUCCUGGCGCUCUGCUGCUUCAAAGGUGAGGAAACUUUCACAUAUUGACCCAUUGUAAUAGUAUCGAAUUACAAAGGACAUCGGUUCCUUCUUGCUAAUGUCUUUGGUCUCGUCAACCAUAAUGCUGAAACCCUCACUUUGUGCAAUUUCACUAAUUAUUGAGGUGUGUACCAUUUCAGCCAGGCAAGCAAUUAUUUCGUUUUGUGUACUAUGCCCAGAGUAUGUUGCAUUUCUUUGACUUGUCAUUUUUCUUUUGACUGUGUGAUCAUGCUUGGCUAGCAGUUCCAUAGCAGAGAGGAAAUGUCAUUUUUAUUCUGACCUGCUGUUUCUUUAUGUGCUCUCUGUGCAACGUUUUGCGUAGCUGUGAGGAUCAGGGUUUCUCCCAACAGUUUUAAUGUACUCUCUAUUUCCCCUCACUAAUUUAUUAGAUUCUGCAUUUAAGGAGGGUGAGAGGGAGUGUUUGCUUGUAGUCGGCUUUUCAUAUUCUGCCCAUGCAGAGUAUGUGAUUCUAAUUCUAAUUUUCAUCUUUGUAAGUAGCUUUUUUCACAUUUUUGAACCACUCUUCAGAUGUAAACACUGAAUCACCUGAGGGGGAGACUGAAGGGCCGGCAAGCAUAGCAGUAGGGAGAGUCUUUACUCUGAGAGUAUUCUAGUCAUUUAUGCGUACUGUACCACUCUUUCAUGAAGCCUCGUCUUCUAUCCCCCUGAAGGGUCUGAGGGAAAAACUACAGAUGUGACUGUUUGGGCCCCUCUGCUCUUGACUGGGAUAUAUCUAGGAUGAAACGAGGCAAAAUCAGUUAUUCUGAUUUUAAAAUAACAAUAAUAAUAUGAAUAGCUAGCCCCUCUCCAUAGUAAUUGCCGUUUACAUUUGUAAUAUCGGCCUAUAGACAAUUCUAUUCAAACUCAACUACCAAUAAACAUGAAUCAGAAGGCUUUA
Molecule: messenger RNA, 6843 nt
Organism: Oncorhynchus keta (chum salmon)
Lineage: Eukaryota; Metazoa; Chordata; Actinopteri; Salmoniformes; Salmonidae
Exons: 7
Coding region: 2331-4211 (626 amino acids)
Cellular component (GO): nucleus
Source: RefSeq, a predicted model, not a curated record